Lathyrus oleraceus (garden pea) is the source of this 599-nucleotide messenger RNA. RefSeq lists its product as uncharacterized. The record is from RefSeq and is a predicted model, not a curated record. Bases 130 to 420 code for a protein of 96 amino acids. The transcript is spliced from 2 exons. NCBI's taxonomy places the organism in Eukaryota, Viridiplantae, Streptophyta, Magnoliopsida, Fabales, Fabaceae.
GAAAGAAAAAAUAAAACAAGUGAAGAAAAUAGCAACCAAUGGGUUAUAGGGUAAGAAGAGUAAAAACGGAACUACAAAAACUACAUCUUUUUUUUAACCCCAAACUCAAGCGUUGUUUCGAUCAAUUCAAUGGCAGAAACGGAACCCAAACCGAAAGCUCCGUUUUCAGGAAAUGAUGUAAAAGCUCCAAACAUUCUUGAGCGAGCCAAGGAGGAAUUUGAAGCAGUUUUCAAACAUGACAAAUCGCCUCGCCACCAUAAAGAAACACAUGGGAGAAACGAUGAUAUUGAUGAGCGAACUUCUGUUGAAGAAGUGAAAGCUCCGAGUGUGUUUGGAAGGAUGAAAGAAGAGAUUGAAGCUGUAGUUGAAGCCAUUCAUCCCAAGAAAGAAUCUGACACUAAUGAUUCUCCAUCAAAGUGAUCAUAGCUAUUAGCUAGAAAGGAUGUACCUUUAAAUUUUGUAACAAAGAGUAUGUAUCAACCUUGUACUCUCAAUGAUGUUAACCAUCAAAACUACCAUGUUUACUUUGUCUGUUUUUUUUCCCUUGUUCUGUGAAUGUUUCCUUUAGAUAUGAAAAGUGAAGUAUUCUUCUUUUCUAA